Messenger RNA from Maniola jurtina (meadow brown), 1063 nucleotides. RefSeq names its product tetratricopeptide repeat protein 12-like. The transcript has 3 exons. Lineage: Eukaryota; Metazoa; Arthropoda; Insecta; Lepidoptera; Nymphalidae. Gene Ontology annotation, molecular function: protein binding. The record is from RefSeq and is a predicted model, not a curated record. The coding region runs from base 168 to 905 and encodes 245 amino acids.
UUUCUAUUUAUAAACACUUCAACGCUUGUCAGUAGACCCAACUGACAACAGUAACUAUGUAAACAAUUAUGUCAAUACCGCAACCCACGCUUAGCUACCAGACUCGGAUAAUAUAAAUAAACAAUUCUUAUAAAGAAUUAAACAAAACUGAUCUUGAACAAUAUACAAUGAACAUAAACAGAAGAUUAUCAAAUCCAGCACUGACCAAUAACCAGCAAUAUGAAUUAAACGAAGAGUGGAAUAACUUUAUGAAGAAGAUAGGGGAAGUAUCUGGAUUGGUGAAGGAUAUGGCAAGUGGUGACAAGGAGAAGGCUGAUGCGGCUAAGGCAAUAGCUGAUGAGUACCUCAAGGGCAAAGUCAUUUUAGACGAGGACGUGGAGAUGAAGGUAAAGGAUGAUCGCACGGUGAUCAACCUGAAAGCUUUUCAAUCGCUCGAAAAGAAAGACGCUGGAGAAAUCGACAAAGACGCGUGGAUGGCAGAAGUGAGCAAAGAUGCAGAUCGUCGAGCUCUAGAUCGCAAAAUCCGCAAAGAGAAGGCUGACACCCUCAAAACUCAAGCAAUCAAAGCGUUUCGCCGGCAAGAGUACGACAAGGCACUAUCCUGCUACAAUCGUGCCAUAGAACAAGUCAAGGACAACUCUAUGUUGUACUGUGACCGCGCCUUGACGAACAUCAAACUCGGAAAUUAUGAAAAGGUUUUCAACGACUGUGAGUGGGCUUUGCGUCUGAAUGAGAAUAGCUUCAAGGCACGGCUGUACAAAGCAAAGGCUUACAAGGAAUUGGAGGAAUUUGACAAGCUGCAAGAGUGCAGGAGAGAGUUAGAUGAAAUGUUUCCACAGCACGACGAUCUUGUUAAAUACUUCCUUGAUAAAAAAGAAGGCAUUGAUGAGGAUGAAGUAGAAUAACAGGUUAUUUAGAAUUGUAUUUUUAGUUGCGGACUGUAUUAAGUAGGUACUCAUGCCUUUUUUUAUUUGCGCCAGUGAUUUCCUGUUAUGUUGGUGGAAUAGGUACAUUAGGUUUUAUUUUUAUUUUCAAUUUUUUGUAGGUACUUACUUAAAUAUGU